CAAGGAAGUAAACGCCACUUUGCGCUCGGUGUCUCCAAAUCUAAAAUGAAAAUUGAUAACUACACAAAUCAGUCAUAGAAUAUUAAGGAAGACGAAGUCAGCAACUACCUCAGCUGAUUUAUUUUACACAAGCCCUUGUUAGAAAAAGCUGAGUUUGGGGCGCGAAGACACCGACUACAACCAAUGUGAUGCCUCACUCCUGCUGCUGAGUAGAGGACAUGCAGGGUGGUAAAGGAGAUAUAUUAUAAGCCUUCAUGGACCACAAAGGAAAACCUUGGGAAGGAGCCAUGAGUUUGGAGGAGCUGCCACAAAUGGACGGAACAUGCGAUGCAUGCGAGCCUGAUGAGGCUCAACUGGCCACGCAAGUAUGCAACACCUGCAGCUUUGCCUUCUGCAGUGUGCAUGCUGAAAUACACGCCUCCAGCAGACAUCACCCGCUAACACCGUAUAACCAUGAGGGGACGCAAGCCACUGGACUUGGCCCCAACAGAGACUCUGGAAUUGUAAGUGGAGACAAGGCGGAGAUUUUGAUGGAGCUGCCGGAUGUACAGGAUUUGAGUCAAGCAGAACUUGUAGAUGAGAGCGGUGAUGCUGAGAAUAGCCAUGGAUCCAAGAAUGGCCUGCUGCUGGAGACUGAGUUUAGAGCUGAGGGUUCAAAAGAAGGGCAGGAGACCGUCGUUGCUGGAGAGGCAGUGAAGAAGGACACUGUGACAGUAGAAAGGCUACGCUGCAUGGAGCAUGGACAGGAAGGCUCCCUCUACUGUAAAGCAGAUGAAAAGAUUAUCUGUGUUGUGUGUGCUGUGCAGGGUGAGCACCAGGACCAUGAGAUUAUCACUCUGCAUGAGGCUUACAUCUGGCAGAAGAAUAGACAGGGUUACGACCUGUUGGGCUGUACUCGACAAAUGGGAGAGAAGAUCACAAGCAAGUGGACAAACCCUAAGAUGUCUGCAGACCAGAUGGAGGUGUAUGUGAACACCCAGUUUGAUGAGCUUCGCAGAUUGGUACAUCUGGAAGAAAAGAGGACCUUGCACCUUGUAGAUCUCAAAGAGGCGGUUUUGACCGCAUCUGCUGCAGAAAAGAUUGCCGAGAUCACUGUCCAAACCAAGCGACUCCAAGAGGAGAUGGCCAGCAUUACACAGCAGCUUUGUAUGCUGGAACAGGCUCAGGUGCCAACAGUAGGUCCUGCCCUGGCAACAGAGGACUUCGCAGAAGCACCAGGACCUGUCCAUAGAAUAAUGCAUGACUUUGAAGCCAGACCCAGGUUGCCAGAGCCGAGGGCUCACCCGGUGGACCCACAGGACUUUGAAGACAGUGAUUCUGGAGCUUCCGUGGACCAUUCUCCCUGAUAGUGGACUUGCUGGGCUUGUGUUGUGUGCUAGAAGCUACCUUCUCCGCCCCAGAUGGCAGUGAAAUGACCUUGAAGUAACUUGUGAGAGCUCAACGGUGGGGUCGAAACAGCUUUUCCACUCUCAAACAUUGAAAUUUCCCUCGCCUUAUUAACUUUGCUUAAUGGGAAACACUGAAAUUCUCUGCCAUCGAUUAUAAUCUGGUCCAAUUUCUGCUGCCAGUUGGAUCCAGGUGAGCCUGGCGGACUCAGCGAGGAAGAUGGGUAACGUUGCUUAGUCCAUUAGGCUCAGCAUUAGGACUCAGUUUUUUAGGACAGCAGAGUUCAAAGCUUCUUUUUUAUUGUGAAAAAACACAUCUAACUUUUUAUACUCUUGUCUCUUCUGCUUCCCGUCAUCCUGCUGCCUUAAUGUUUAUUUCCAUACUCCCCAUCUGUGUCUCCUUCCCUGAUUCUUACUGCACUUGCAUUUGUAUGCAAAUGCUUUUUAGGACCUACAGAGCAGUUUGACACGUAUUGAUUUAGAGAGGUUUAUGAGUCUUUGUUGGGCGAAAAUCAAACCGUAAUUUAAGUUUUGUAAAAGACCUCUGCCGCACUAUCAGCUCUGUGUGUACUACUCAUAUAACGACUCAUCACUCUUGCCGUGACAAAUUUACACACUUUCCACCUUGACCCGUUCAAGCACGGCUUUCAUUCACCGUGCACCGCGACAAGUCUAUCUGUAUAAGCAGAUGCUUUUUAAUGUGAUUGUUUCUCUUCUGUCAUAAAUUCUACAGUGCAAGUCUGUGCUUUGUGAGCCAUGCAUGACAACACUAAGGAGUGCUGCACUGGGGUGCACUUCGUGCAGCAGCAUCAUCAUUUAAAAAAAAAAAGAUAGGACCCUGAUUCCCACGUUGAUAUUUGUCUAUGUUUCUCUUGAACCUAGAAAUAAAUAGCGAUUUAAUGUCAAAGAUGACGUUUAUAUUUACACUUGAACAACAAUGUCUUUAUUACUGGACCUGAAAAGGCACCCAGGACACUUUUACAAAUAGGGUUGAGUAUCAUUUACAUACACUCCUGAUCAAACAUUUCAGACCAGCUGAAAUUGAAGUGAAAAAGUUUAACACCAUAGCUAAAAAAACAAAAAAACAAAAACAGAACCCCCUUAAAAUAGAAAUGACAUUUUCAAAAAGGACUCAGUAAUGAGUAGCUGCGCCAUUCUUGUUAAUCACCUCAAGAAUUGGUUUGGGAACGCUUGAUGCCAGUGUUUCCAGGAUGCUAGGGGGCAUGUUGCUCCAGGUGGUGAAGAUGGCUUCAUGGGGGGCAUGCACUGUCUGGAAAUGAUGUCCGUUUUUGUAAUCUUCCCUUGCCAUCUAUCCCCAAAUGUUUUCAAAUGCAUUUAGAUCAGGGGAACUCACAGGAUGGUCUAAAAGAGUGACAUUAUUCCUCUGGAGGAAGUCCUUUGUCAGGUGGGCAUUGUCUGCAGCAUUGUCCUGGUGACAAACCAGUCAUUACCACACAGACGAGGGCCAUAAGUCAUGAGGGAUGCCCCCUGCAACAUCUCCACAUAGUCACCGCCGUUUGACGCCCCUGCACAACCUGAAGCUCCAUUGUUCAUCAUAAUGGCCACUAUGGAAAACAUCUCAGGUGAGAUGUCCUUGUCAUGCCAGUAACGCUGGAAGCCAUCAGGACCGUCAAUAGAAUAAAACUUCCUUCCACCUUUCAUUGUCUCAUGUUUGGUGCUCUUGUGCAAAUUCCAAACAGGCAAUGUUGUCGCGUUGAAGGAGACAAGCCUUUGAAGACGUUUCUUUGUUCUUAAAAUCCUUCUCUUGCCGUCUGAUGGUUAUUGGACUGCACUUUGUACCAUUAACAACCUUCAUUUGGGCCGAGGAUCGUCUCCUGUCUUCACGGACAGCCAGUCGGAUCCUCAGAUCCAGGUUCAGAUCCAGUGCCAUUUUUUGAGGUCUACCACGACUUUUUUGUUCCAUAAACCUCAGGAUCUUUGAAGACGUUUCAAAAGACUGUCUUACUGCAUCCGACCUCAGCAGCAAUGGCGCGCCACGAGAGGCCUUGCUUAUGCAGCUCAACAAUCUGGCCGCAUGCGCACACACUCGCACAUGCUCUCUGUGACUUGAACGAAUCGAGCAGCCGAUUCGCAUCUGUGAGCGAUUUACAAGAGCUCGAGUUAGUAAAAAGAAUCGAGUUUUCCAUCUCUAGUGACGACCUGCUUGUGUUAUGUUUAUGUUCAGUAUUACGGUGUUUGCGAACGCACCUUGCCGUGAGUGUGACUGGUGGAUAAUCAGGUUCGUUACGCAUCCAUGAUUAUAAGAACAGUUUGCAAGCAGGUGAAGUUCCGGUAGUUGGGAACAGGAAAGCAAAUAUGUUGCGGCUGCUCGUUUUUCUUUGACUUCAUCAAGAUUCAAAGCAGCAAAGCCUCCAGACAGGAAUGGGAAUUGGAGGAUAGGGAAGAAAGGAUCGUGAUGAAGUCAGGGAGCUCCUUAGAUUAGCUGCCUCAAUACAGAGGUGUCUUCUGGUGACACUCAAACGGGCCAAAACUCCCUUUUAUCAACUCAAAUUCACAACCAGUAGACCCCUGAACCACCUGUCGUUUACUGUCAUACCCUCUCUGUACCUGAAAUGGUCCACUGAGAAAAGAAUGCUUUCUCAGCAUGUCUGGCUCCGUCUGCAUUGAGGUACUGACCCGGAAAAACUCAUUAAAUCCAGUGGUCACUCUCACCAACUGACUCUGGGUUUGAAUUCUCGUUUUAGCUCUCUUUACACAAAUAAUGGGAUUUAAUAAUCUGUCCCAUACACUAUUAAGUAAGUUACUUCCAAAAUCUUACUCAUUUAUUACGAGUUACUGUCAUUUGACAAGUUACAAUGCAUUUUAAAUGAGAAGAUGGUGUCGUCUAUUUUGCAUGAUUGGUCUCGACGUAUGUAGCAUGAGUGCAUGGAUACGGAUAUGUUAAAAAUACAUAUUUUUUUAUGUGUUUGGUCUCUCUUCCACACGCAAACAUAGGUUUUGCUUUUGGAAAACCCCUGCCAGAGGGGAGAUUCUCCAAAACUCCAGCUCAGUGUUUGUUCGUGGUUGAGUAAAACGGAGCAUUAUGGUUGGCGUCAUAAGAAAUGUGCAACAUCAUCACCGUUUAAAAACAGAACAUGAAGUUAUUGAUGGCUGCAUCAUAAUGUUUCCAUGGCUCCAUGUAAUUGUGCGCUGAUUUUACAGGUUAUGUACAUGACAUUCAACACCUAAUAUGUCACAGUGUUGUAGUAUCGGGGGAGUUGCCGUGCAGGCACCUUGUAAAUAGAGUUAGACUCUUAUGUUGUGUUCUAUUCAUAGUUGUUGUAAUACCCAUAUAGUAGGUGUUCAUGUGUUAACGUACUGUUAUGUGUUGCUUGCGAUAAAAGAGCACUUUUCUUAAGCAAGCUGAAGUGCCUCUGACCACUUGCUGUGUGCCAUCCCAAAGAUUACGGCCCUGAGUCCAUCAAAAAACCUGAGGAAGGGGCCAACAUUCUGCCUCGGGAGAAAAUGGGGGUGAGAGGAUGUCUGAUCAUGUUUAACCUGGGAGACCACAAGGUUCCCUUUUUUCCACACCCAAUUACACCUGCUCUUCCAGGUUCAAUUCACUGAGCAUGUUCUCACAGGAAUGCACACACACACACACACACACACACACACACACACA
Dunckerocampus dactyliophorus (ringed pipefish) is the source of this 5007-nucleotide messenger RNA. It is a transcript of the gene trim44, whose product is annotated as tripartite motif containing 44. Gene Ontology annotation, molecular function: zinc ion binding. Lineage: Eukaryota; Metazoa; Chordata; Actinopteri; Syngnathiformes; Syngnathidae. The coding region runs from base 255 to 1346 and encodes 363 amino acids. The transcript is spliced from 7 exons. The record is from RefSeq and is a predicted model, not a curated record.